Molecule: messenger RNA, 2315 nt
Organism: Notechis scutatus (mainland tiger snake)
Lineage: Eukaryota; Metazoa; Chordata; Lepidosauria; Squamata; Elapidae
Source: RefSeq, a predicted model, not a curated record
AACUGCACACACUCUUCAAGAUGUCCUUCUGGGUGACAGUCGCAGUUGCCUCGGGGGCCGGUCUUUUGGGGAUCCUCUACCUAACGGGCUUCUUCCGCCGAAGACGACCCAAUGAACCCCCUUUGGACAAAGGACUCAUUCCAUGGCUAGGACACGCAUUGCACUUCCGAAACGACACCAUGGAUUUCCUGCAAACCAUGCAGAAGAAGCAUGGGGACAUUUUCACGGCCUUGAUCGCAGGACAGUAUUUUACUUUCUUGACAGACCCGCUGUCCUUCGGCGGCAUCGUCAAGGAAGCCCGAAACAAACUGGAUUUCAUUUCGUUUGCAGCCGAGCUAGUCCUCAGGGUGUUUCGAUUCGAGGCCACCCACACGACACACAAGAUCAUUGAGACCUCCAGCACGAAGCAUCUGAAGGGAGAAGGCCUGGAAGUGAUGACCCAAGCCAUGAUGGAUGCCUUGCAGGCUGUCUUACUCCGGUGGCAGGAAACCUCCAAAGAAGAUCCGAAAUCCUGGAAAGAAGAUGGUUUGUUCCACUUUUGCUACAACAUGGUCUUCCGAGCUGGGUACCUGGCUUUGUAUGGCACCGAACCAAAUGGGAAACAGAAAGAAAAAUCAGAACAAAAGGACAAGCAGCACUCCGAAGAGAUAUUCGUUGAAUUUCGCAAAUAUGACAAGCUCUUCCCGCGCCUCUCGUACGCCCUGUUGACCCCGUCGGAAUGGGGCCAAGUGAAGAAAAUCUGGAACUACUUCUGGGAAGUGCUUUCAGUGAAGAACGUCUACCAGAAGGACAACAUCAGCCGGUGGAUCAGCGACCAGUCUCAACAGCUGGCUGAAAGUGGGCUGUCCGAAGAGAUGAGGGACCGCUUCAUGUUCCUUCUCCUUUGGGCCGCUCAAGGUAACACCGGUCCAGCUUCCUUCUGGCUCCUGGAGUACUUGAUGAAGCACCCCAAAGCCAUGGAAGAGGUCAGGAAGGAGAUUGAGGGGGUGAUGAAGAAGUCGGGCCAAGAGAUGAUCUCCCGCCAGAAGCCCUUGAACGUCACCAGGGAGAUGCUGAGCCAAACGCCCAUCCUGGACAGCGCCGUGGAAGAGACCUUGAGGUUGGCGACAGCCCCUUUGUUGGUUCGGCUGGUUUUAGAAGAUAUGGAGUUCAAACUCCACAAUGGGAAGUCCUACUUGCUGCGCAAAGGCGACAAAAUUGGCCUCUUCCCUUUCCUCUCGGCCCACAUGGACCCCGAAAUCCACGCAGAGCCCCAGGCCUUCAAAUAUGACCGUUUCCUCAGCCAAAAUGGCUCCAAAAAGGAAUUUUUUAAGAACGGUGAGAAGGUGAAGUAUUUCACCAUGCCUUGGGGGGCUGGGACCUCCAUGUGUCCUGGCCGUUACUUCGCUACCAACGAAAUCAAGCUUUUCGCCUUCAUGAUGCUGGCUUGUUUUGACCUGGAGCUGAUCAAUCAGCAGGAGGAGAUCCCGGCCAUGAACAAGACCCGCUACGGAUUUGGGGUGAUGCAGCCCAUGAAUGACGUCCAGUUUAGGUACCGUUGCCAUUGCUAAAAGCAGAGGCAGCGAACUACACAUGAUAAUCCAAGAUAACCAGGGAGAUUUCACCGGUGAACUGGUUUGUUUCUAUGUUAGGGAAUUCAGACUCUGUGUAUGUGUGUGUGUGUGUUUGUGUGAACUUCUUCCUUUCUUUUUGCACGCUUAGCUUGCACAAGAUAAUCUAGGAUAACCAGGGAUAUCUCACCAAUAAACUGAUUUAUCUCUGUAUUAUGGAAUCAGUCUCUUUCUCUCCUUGGUGUGUGUGUGUAUUAACGCCUUCUUUUCCUUUUGCACAUUUAGUCUGUUGUGCAAAUCCCCAUAUGCAUGACACAGUUUAGCUCCUGCUUGCUGGCUGCCAGGGACAGAGAGAAAAUCUCUGGAAAAUCAAAAAUCCACCCUGAAAAAUAAACCAGAGAAGGCUGCCUGAAAUUAGCCCUCCCAAGUCGCUUCUCUUUCCUUCCUUUUCUGUUCAAGUUCAGCUUUCCAAAAUAAUAAUAAUUUUUUUUUAAAGUUCAUGCAGAUCCAGUGUGCUAAUGUACACAAACUGAGUUGUGUGUCUUCUGUUGAUCUGAGGUUCCGAGUGAAAUUUGCUAAGGGGCUUUUUAAGAGACAGAGGAAUUCCAAAGAAGGGAUUUUUCCUUUGUGUGUAGCAAAACUAUAGCUAGUCCUUGACUUACGACCAUGAUUGAGCCCAAAAUUUCUGUUGCUAAGUGAGAUGCAGGUUAAGUGAAUUUUGCCCCAUUUUAUGGCCUUUCUUGCCACUCUUGUUAAGCGAAUCCC